Messenger RNA from Propithecus coquereli (Coquerel's sifaka), 444 nucleotides. RefSeq names its product cystatin-9-like. NCBI's taxonomy places the organism in Eukaryota, Metazoa, Chordata, Mammalia, Primates, Indriidae. The record is from RefSeq and is a predicted model, not a curated record. The coding region runs from base 1 to 444 and encodes 147 amino acids. The transcript has 3 exons. Gene Ontology annotation, molecular function: cysteine-type endopeptidase inhibitor activity. Gene Ontology annotation, biological process: antimicrobial humoral response.
AUGUCGGGUCUGCCACGGGAGAGGGCUCUGCCCUGGGUGCUGCUGCUGCUUCUCUCAGGCUUGCAGCCCCUUGUGACCCAGGCCUCAAAUUGCCCACUGGAUGAGAAUUGGCUUGAUCAAGAAGACAUUGCAGUUUACCUCCCUCUCACCGUGGAGUUCGCCUUGCACGCGUUCAACCAGCAGAGCAGGGACCAGCAUGCCUACAGGCUGGUGAGCACCCUGAACUCCAGGAAGGACCAGGACGAUCCCAAGAUGGUGUUCUCCAUGAAACUGCUGUUGGGCCGAACCACGUGUGGGAAAUUUGAGGAAGACAUUGACAACUGCCCCUUUCAGGAAAGCCCCGAGCUGAACAAUACCCUCACCUGCUUCUUCACCGUCAGCACCAAGCCCUGGCUAACGCAGUUCGAGCUCCUGAACAAGACCUGCUCAGAGGGGUACCCCUGA